Molecule: messenger RNA, 2083 nt
Organism: Centropristis striata (black sea bass)
Lineage: Eukaryota; Metazoa; Chordata; Actinopteri; Perciformes; Serranidae
Product: zinc finger protein OZF-like
Exons: 2
Coding region: 145-1497 (450 amino acids)
Biological process (GO): regulation of transcription by RNA polymerase II
Molecular function (GO): RNA polymerase II cis-regulatory region sequence-specific DNA binding; DNA-binding transcription factor activity
Source: RefSeq, a predicted model, not a curated record
AGGAACAUUAACAGUGUGACGUCCAACGGAAGUAAACAAUACAAGUUGAGUAGCGUUAAUUGUUUGUAAGUUUUAAGCAGCGGGAAUACAACAUUUUAGUCGUAGCGCAAAUUUUUUUUUUUUAAAUUGGGCGAUCAAGCAAAAAUGUCUUCCGUUCAUGUUUUAAGGGGGUUUGUUAACGAGCGACUAGCUGCUGCUGCUGAAGAAAUAUUCUCUGUUUUUGAAAAAACUAUCGUCGAGUACGAGAAAGAGAUCGACCGUCAGCGCAGACUGUUGGAUAUCGUUUGGAAACCCGAAAUAAAGUUACACCGAAUAGAGCUCCCACAGCAACGUGUCUGUGAGGAGGAGGAGGAGGAGGAGGUUCCUGCUGACCAGCAGCUCUGUAUUCAGGAGAGGAACUCCAGUCUGGACCAAGAGGACCCAGAGCCUCCACAAGUUAAAGAGGAAUCGGAGCAGCUUGAAGUGAAGCGGGAGACUCCUACUUUUGAGGGAAGUGACCACAGUGAAGAUCAGACUGUGUACUUAAAUCCUUAUGACACUUUAAAUGCAGCAGAGACAGAGUCUGCAGUCACCAUACCAGUUAUAAGCUCUGUGGUAUCAUAUGCAACCAGUGACCACCAGCUCCUCUCUGGUGAUCAAGCAGAGCCAAAACAGAAAAGACACUACAGAACCAGAAGUCACAUUAACAAUGUAAGCAGCCCUAGCCUGUCAGAGGAUAACUGUAACACUGACAAAGGUAAAAAGUCUUUCAAAUGUGACCCAUGUGGAAAAGAUUUUAAUUAUAAGGGACAUUUGCAGAGACAUCAGAGAAACAUCCACAAAGGUUAUAGGUCAUUUACCUGUAAAAUUAGUGGAAAACAUGUACGGUCUACUAGUUUGGUGAGCCAUAUGAGAAUCCACACAGUCGGAAAACCAUUUACAUGUAAAAUUUGUGGGUGGGGUUCCAGAUACAAUAGUGCAUUAAAACAACACUCGAAAAUCCACACAGGUGAGAAGCCAUAUUCUUGUAAAACUUGUGGGAAAGAUUUCAGACAACAUUCUAACUUGGUAGUCCAUAUGAGAAUCCACACAGGGGAGAAGCCAUACGCUUGUAAUACUUGCGAGAAAAGAUUUGCUGACGGUUCAUCAUGUAAAACGCAUAUGAGAAUCCACACAGGUGAAAAGCCGUUUACAUGUGAAAUUUGUGGAUUGGUUUUCAGCCAGCGUGGUAAUUUGAGAAUCCACAUGAGAACUCACACAGGUGAGAAGCCAUACGCUUGCAAUAUUUGCGAGAAAAGAUUUGCUGACAGUUCAGGACGUAAAGUGCAUAUAAGAAUCCACACAGGUGAGAAGCCAUAUUCUUGUAAAACUUGUGGUAAAGAUUUCAUACAACAUUGUAGCUUGGCGUCCCAUAUGAGAAUCCACACAGGGGAGAAGCCAUACGCUUGCAAUACUUGCGGGAAAAAAUUUGCUCACAGUUCAUCAUGUAAAACACAUAUGAGAAUCCACACAGGUUAAAAGACAUUUACAUGUAAAGUUUGUGGAUUGGUUUUCAACCAGCGUGGUAAUUUGAGAAUCCACAUGAGAACUCACACAGGUGAGAAGCCAUACGCUUGCAAUACUUGCGAGAAAAGAUUUGCUGACGCUUCAACAUGUAAAACAUAUAUGAGAACCCACACAGGUGAGAAGCCGUUUACUUGUAAAAUUUGUGGGACAUCUUUCAGACGCAACAAUGUAUUAAAUCACGUGAAAACCCACACAGGUUAGAAUCCACAUUCUUAUUAAAUAUAAGGAAAAAGGUUUAAAAAUGAAUUGUGACUUAAAAAUCCACAAGACAAUCCAAAACAGUUGAGAAGCGGUAGACUUGUAAAACGAGGUUCAGCUUUCGGACAAACUGGUGAGUUGAUCAUCCGCAUGACGGGUGGGAGAUUUUGGACACAAUAGCUUUUUGGCCACAUGAGAAAAGGCCACACUGGUGAGAAGCUCUUCAAAAGAUAGAAACCACUGAGCUGAUACUCCAGUACAAAUUUGUUGGUAAAUGGAAUUAAUUUUAUUUUUAAAAUAUGAAUGUGCUGCCUUCCUGCUUUUGCUUUUUUUUUUUUUU